AUGGGCAAGAAACGCGUUCUUAUUUCAUAUGGUGUCGACGUAGAUGCGGUAUGUGGGUGGCUUGGAUCGUAUGGCGGAGAAGACAGUACCAGCGACAUUUCGCGCGGUCUGUUUGCUGGCACAGUUGGUACGCAGCGCCUCUUGAAGCUGUUCAAGAAGUACGACAUGAAGACCACAUGGUUCAUUCCGGGCCAUAGUCUAGAGACUUUCCCAGAAGACAUGGCUGCAGUACGCGACGCUGGGCACGAGAUUGGUCUUCACGGUUACAGUCACGAAAACCCCGUCGAUAUGAGCAUGGAACAACAGCGAGACGUGCUUGACAAGACAUAUCGCAUGUUGACCGAGUUCGCUGGCAAACCUCCCAGGGGAAGUGUUGCGCCCUGGUGGGAGACGAGUCGCGAAGGUGCAGAACUGCUUCUUUCUUAUGGUAUUGAAUACGACCACAGCAUGAGCCAUCACGACUGCCAACCUUACUAUCUCAGAACUGGAGACUCUUGGACUAAGAUUGACUACGAGAAGAAAGCCAAAGAUUGGAUGAAGCCGCUCGUUGCAGGUCAACAGACUGGCUUGGUUGAGAUUCCAGCAAACUGGUAUCUUGAUGAUCUGCCACCUCACAUGUUUAUCAAGUCCUCGCCGAACAGCCAUGGCUUUGUCAAUGCACGAGACACUGAAGACUUGUGGAGAGAUCACUUCGACUACUUCUACCGCGAGUAUGAUGAGUUCAUCUUUCCUAUCACAAUCCACCCUGACGUAUCUGGACGACCACAUCUACUCUUGAUGCACGAAAGGUUGAUUGAGCACUUCAAGAAGCAUGAAGGUGUUGAAUUCGUGACUAUGGAACAGAUGGCGGAUGAGUUCAAAAAGAAGAGCCCGCCACCCGAGGGAGCACUCAUGCCGGCCGAAGCAGGCCUUAAACUGAAAGAGUAG
This is a messenger RNA of Alternaria burnsii, 927 nucleotides long. Its product is annotated as glycoside hydrolase deacetylase. The coding region runs from base 1 to 927 and encodes 308 amino acids. Lineage: Eukaryota; Fungi; Ascomycota; Dothideomycetes; Pleosporales; Pleosporaceae. Gene Ontology annotation, molecular function: hydrolase activity, acting on carbon-nitrogen (but not peptide) bonds. Gene Ontology annotation, biological process: carbohydrate metabolic process. The transcript is spliced from 4 exons. The record is from RefSeq and is a predicted model, not a curated record.